Messenger RNA from Epithele typhae, 1632 nucleotides. Its product is annotated as sulfite oxidase mitochondrial precursor. The record is from RefSeq and is a predicted model, not a curated record. Bases 1 to 1632 code for a protein of 543 amino acids. NCBI's taxonomy places the organism in Eukaryota, Fungi, Basidiomycota, Agaricomycetes, Polyporales, Epitheliaceae. Gene Ontology annotation, molecular function: oxidoreductase activity; molybdenum ion binding. The transcript has 13 exons. Gene Ontology annotation, cellular component: mitochondrion.
AUGAGCACCGCGGAGAACAGUAACGACGCUGUGGCCGCCCCUGCCACCACGGUCCCUGCGGAGACAACGCCUACCAACGGCCAUGAUGCGCCCACAGGGGAGACUUGGAAGGGCACGCCGCUCAGCCAGUUAUUCUCUGAGAACAAGCUGGGAUGGCGCGGCUACGUCGAGUGGGAGGACUACCCUGAUAGGAAGGUCGUCGCGACAGAGAUCCUGAACACCAAGAAGUUCACGCCCAUCCCGGAAUUCCAGUUCGUCCCGCUCCCAGACACGAACCCCGUCCUCGUCGGCCACCGCUGGAAAGAGUACCACGAAGCGCUUGGGCUGAAGAGCAUCGUCGACUUCAGCUGGGAGAUCGUCCUGAAGGAGAAGCCGGGCAUGAUCCACCUGCUCGACUUCCCCUACAACGGCGAGACGCCGCGCAAGGAGCUCGUGGAAGGGAAGCUCACGGACAACUUGUUCCACUUCGUGCGCAACCACGGAGGCGUCCCCGACAUCGACGACGACGCUUUCGAGCUCGAGAUCGGCGGUCUCGUCAACCAACCGGUCAAGCUAUCAUUGAAGGACCUAAAGGACGAGUCAAAGUUCCCUCAACACGAAGUCACCGUGACCUUGCAGUGCAGCGGCACCCGUCGGAUCGAGCAAAUUCGGGAGUACCCGGGCGACGGCGACGAGCUUAUCAACGCGCCAUGGGGGGAAGGUGCUAUCGGUACUGCAGUGUACCGGGGUGUGGCUCUCAAGAAGGUGCUCAAAGUCGCAUGCGGCGGGCUCCUCCCCGAAGCGAGCCACCUUGAGUUCAUCGGCGCAGACACGUACUUCAAGAAGAACAACGUCUACAACUACGCCGUCUCCGUGCCGUGGCGCAAGGUCCGCCAGAGCGAGGAGGUGCUCCUCGCGUGGGAGAUGAACGGCAAGCCGCUCCCCAAGAUCCACGGCGCCCCGCUCCGCGUUGUCGUCACCGGCUACAUCGGCGCGCGCAGCUGCAAGUGGGUGUACAAGAUCAACGCGCUCCGGGAGCCGAGCAUGGGCCCCGUGCAGAGCAUGGAGUACCUCUACUACAACCAACAGAUCGGAAAGCACAACACGAAGAUGUCGAACGGGUUCUCCAUCCAGAACAUGCCGGUCUCGAGCGCGAUCAUCUUCCCCACUGAUAAGACGACAAUCAUCCACGACGGCACCAUCGACCUCCAGGGUUGGUCCUACAGCGGCGGCGGGAACUGGGUCGAGCGCGUCGAAGUCUCACCCGACGGCGGGCACGUGUGGUACGCCGUCGAGCCGGAGAACAUGACGGAGAAGCACUACCACGCGUGGCGCCUCUGGACCAUCACGCUCCCCGUCGACGCCGAGGGCUGGCUCGAGUUCUGCGUCCGCACCUGGGACUCGUCCAACAACACCGAGCCCACCUUCGUCCGCUCGGCGUGGAACUGGGACCUGCACGUCACCUCGUCCUGCCACCGCAUCAAGGUGUUCAGCGUCAAUCGGUCCAAGCCCGCGACCGCCCGGCGGCUGAAGGAGUUCGAGGCGCGGGGCGAGAGCUUCGAGCCUCUGACGAAGCCGAUCGAGUGGCAGCUUGAGGACACGGAGGUGUAUCUCGAGCGGAUGAGGAGGUUCCCUCGCGAGCCGCUGAACUAA